Messenger RNA from Cygnus olor (mute swan), 961 nucleotides. It is a transcript of the gene SPMAP2L, whose product is annotated as theg spermatid protein like. Bases 1 to 597 code for a protein of 198 amino acids. The record is from RefSeq and is a predicted model, not a curated record. The transcript is spliced from 6 exons. NCBI's taxonomy places the organism in Eukaryota, Metazoa, Chordata, Aves, Anseriformes, Anatidae.
AUGUCUAAAGGUACCAAGGAUACCGUCAACAACACAAAUAACUGCCGAGUUAUCGUGAGGAGAUGCGCAAACUUAGCUGCCUCGUCAUUAUUUCACACUGAAGAGCAGGCAGCCCGAGCUGCAGAUGUUACCAAGUGUUUAAAUUCACUUCUUGUCUUUCAAGUUUCUUGCCACUUGUCUACACAUUCACACGACAGACAGGAUACAAGAACUCGCAGAACCCAAGAAAGUGCCUUGUGCAAACAGUCCCAGCAACCCACCUGCACAGCAUUAGGAAAUUCAGUGCUGAAGAAGGCUUGUGUGGGGAAACCAAGAAACAAUCCGGACCCUCUCAAGGGAAGCUGCAACAGCUCGGCCAUCCCCAAGAACAGUGGCACUAGCCAAACCCAAGCAAGACUUUGGCAAGCACCAUGGCAGGUUUCCAAGUUUGCUCUGCAGGCCAUUGCAAGCCCUCGGACCCUAGAGCUGGCUCGGGCAAAAAGACUGAACCCUGACUAUGUGCCCCCGCGGGAUGCUCAGUGGCCAGUGACAAAGGCCGCGAAACAGGCAGUGGCCACACCGAGGCUUGUGGAACUGGCCCAGCCUCGUAAAAGGUAGGCACUGCUCCCCUGCCAUGGGGAAUGCUCAGUUGUCAGCCCCUUUAGUGCAGGCUGUGGCACCUUGUUGAGUUGGGUUUGACACACGUAAUUAAGCCCUGUUUGUCAGCUUCCAAAAGACAUGGAUUUUACAUGGUUGGAUGUGUCAGUGCUACAGGAAUUCUAGUUUCAAAAGCAUCUUUGAGGUUGAAGGAGAACUAAAAAAAGAAGGAAUAAGAACUUUUUAAUACUAGUAGGAAUUACUGAUUGUAACAUCUCAAUUAUUAAUUGCAAUUAAAAAAAAAAAAAAAUCAACCAGCUGACACAGGGUAAAGUGCAGCACAUUCCUUUUGCCCAGCAUGGUGUAGCUGGCCUCAGCCCAGGCC